GUAUAAGGCAGUAUCUACGGUCUGCAAUCUGUAUGUAACUAAUCGUAUAACCGUUCCCUUUGACGAACCAGGCUCUCCUCUCUAUCCAUCUAUAUAUAAAUAUAUAUAACACGCGCUGAUUCACAUGCUGAUUACAUGUAUUGAAUAAAUUGGGCGCACAACAUGUGUUCCAUUGACUGAGAUUUUCGUUGUAACUGUCUUCUAUUGGGUGAUCGAUGAUCUGAGCUGUAUGUAGAGGGGCAGAGUUUAUUCAUAAUGGCCUCAAGAGCGAUAUUGCGAAGGAAGAGGCACCUCUUCAAUUAUCUGAAUCAGCCCACAUGCUUGAUUCGGGGUUUUUCAUGUUUUGAGUAUGGGGGUUCAUCUCAGCUUCCUGAUUCACGGGAUUUGAGUUCGGCUGCCAGUUGUCCAUCUGUGGAUACAGAUAAUAGAAAUGCAGAUUUAUUUUCCCUAACCAAGGGGGAGUCAUCAAGUUUAUCUGCAAGAGUAUUUCUGAGGCAGAACUAUUGUGUAAUUCCAACUCCGGGUUAUGGCACUGGAAGAACAGGGUUUUUAUCCCCUUUGGGAGUUAGAUGGAUAUCGGAGUCCAUGCGCUAUUCUUCAACCGCUACAGCAGGGCAACCAAAAUUGAAUAGCGAUAAUGAUGGAAAUGAAGAAAAGGAUGCUAAACAAAGAAAGGAAGCUUCACCGGAAGAAUGUGACCAAGCAGUCGAAGGUCUGAGCACGGUGAAAGCCAAAGCCAAAGCUAAGAAGCUGCAAGAACCCCAGAAGGGUGCUAAAUUUAUAAUAAAGAGACUAUGGACUAUGCUUUUAGGGAUUGGUCCUGCAAUGAGAGCCGUUGCAUCUAUGAGCAGGGAGGACUGGGCAAAGAAGCUUCACCACUGGAAGGAUGAAUUUAAAUCUACAAUGCAACACUACUGGUUGGGUACAAAACUACUUUGGGCUGAUGUUAGAAUAAGCUCGAGGUUGCUUAUAAAACUUGCUGGUGGGAAAGGUCUUUCUAGGAGGGAAAGGCAACAACUCACUCGAACGACAGCCGAUAUUUUCAGGCUAGUUCCUGUUGCAGUUUUUAUUGUAGUUCCAUUCAUGGAGUUCUUACUGCCAGUAUUCCUGACAUUGUUUCCCAACAUGUUGCCGUCAACCUUCCAGGACAAAAUGAAAGAACAGGAGGCACUGAAAAGGAAGCUAAAUGCAAGAAUAGAAUAUGCGAAGUUUCUACAGGACACAGUAAAAGAAAUGGCCAAAGAAGUCCAAGACUCAAGAAGUGGAGAAACUAAAAGAACAGCGGAAGAUCUUGAUGAAUUUAUGAACAAGGUUAGAACAGGUGCUGGCGUUUCGAAUGACGAAAUUUUAGGCUUUGCCAAGUUGUUCAAUGAUGAGCUUACUCUGGAUAACAUAAGCAGGCCUCGGCUUGUAAAUAUGUGCAAAUAUAUGGGUAUCAGCCCAUAUGGUACAGAUGCGUAUUUGCGUUAUAUGCUUCGGAAGAGACUUCAACAGAUCAAGAAAGAUGACAGGAUGAUCCAAGCAGAAGGUGUGGAAACCCUUUCAGAACAGGAGCUUCGUCAAGCUUGUAGAUACCGGGGAUUACUUGGAUUAUUGUCAGUGGAUGAAAUGCGACAACAGCUGCGUGAUUGGCUGGACUUGUCUCUCAACCACUCUGUACCAUCUUCUCUUUUGAUUCUUUCGAGAGCUUUCAGUGUGUCUGGAAAAGUGAAACCUGAGGAAGCUGUUCAAGCUACGCUGUCCUCUCUGCCAGAUGAAGUGGUGGACACAGUUGGAGUGACGGCUUUGCCAUCUGAAGAUUCUGUUUCAGAUAGGAGGAGGAAGUUGGAGUUCCUAGAAAUGCAAGAAGAACUAAUCAAGGAGGAGGAAGAGGGAGAGGAAGAGGAGCAGGCCAGGAUGAAGGAAUCUGUUGCUAGGCAAAAGGAUGUGGCUUUGGAAGAGAUGACUACUUCAACAGCAAACGAAGCCCAGGAACUGGCAAAAGGAAAAACAUUGGAGAAUGAGGAGCAGCUUUGUGAGCUCAGUCGUGCAUUGGCUGUUUUAGCAUCAGCAUCUUCGGUGAGCAGGGAGCGUGAAGAGUUCUUGAGACUUGUCGAUAAGGAGAUAGGAUUGUACAAUAGCAUGGUAGAGAAAGAGGGUACAGAAAGUGAAGAUGCUGCCAAGAAGGCAUACAGAGCUGCGAGGGAGGAUAGAGACGAAACUGCUGAGACAGCCAUUGACAACAAGGCUUCUUCAGCACUCAUAAACAGGGUUGAUGCUAUUCUUCAAAAGCUUGAGAAAGAAAUCGAUGAUGUGGAUGCAGAAAUUGGUGAUCGCUGGCGGUUGCUUGAUAGGGAUUAUGAUGGCAAAGUGACUCCUGAGGAAGUAGCAUCUGCGGCUAUGUACCUGAAGGACACCUUGGACAAAGAGGGUGUUCAAGAACUUAUCAGCAACCUUUCCAAAGAUAGAGAAGGGAAGAUCCUCGUCGAAGAUAUUGUCAAAUUAGGCAGUCGAAUAGAAGAUGUCGAUGCAACCGAACCAGAAAAAGUAUGACUGCUUUGGGACAUCAUGCAGUGCUGGCUUUGUGUAGCGAAUAAAUUGUGAUUCCUUGAUACAGUUGAAGAUAAUAUAUAUUUCUCACUGCUGUAAAAAUUUAUGCUAUAAAUGAAAUUCAAACAUUUACUAUCAA
Cornus florida is the source of this 2668-nucleotide messenger RNA. RefSeq lists its product as uncharacterized. Gene Ontology annotation, biological process: intracellular monoatomic cation homeostasis. Gene Ontology annotation, cellular component: mitochondrial inner membrane. The transcript has 15 exons. The record is from RefSeq and is a predicted model, not a curated record. Gene Ontology annotation, molecular function: ribosome binding; calcium ion binding. NCBI's taxonomy places the organism in Eukaryota, Viridiplantae, Streptophyta, Magnoliopsida, Cornales, Cornaceae. The coding region runs from base 256 to 2532 and encodes 758 amino acids.